Molecule: messenger RNA, 3322 nt
Organism: Dunckerocampus dactyliophorus (ringed pipefish)
Lineage: Eukaryota; Metazoa; Chordata; Actinopteri; Syngnathiformes; Syngnathidae
Gene: slc29a4a
Product: solute carrier family 29 member 4a
Exons: 11
Coding region: 275-1909 (544 amino acids)
Biological process (GO): nucleoside transmembrane transport
Cellular component (GO): plasma membrane
Molecular function (GO): monoamine transmembrane transporter activity; nucleoside transmembrane transporter activity
Source: RefSeq, a predicted model, not a curated record
CUCUCUCUCGCUCUCUCUCCUCCUCUUCCUCAGCUGUUGGAUGCUGCGUCAGGAGGAGCGAGCUUUCCUCUGGAUGGAGACCGACUGAGGAGCCGCCAGGUCCGGGGUGAAGGAGCGGACAGCGAGGGUGGCCCACGAACGGAAGAAGCCCCUCCAUCACCUAAAAAGGUCUCACCUCAACUCACCCGCGAUUGGAAAACGGUGUGUCUCGAGGAUCGUGCGCAACAUGCACGCUCCCGGGAGUGUCUAGCGAGCGCUCGACUCGGCUGCAGAGAUGGACUUGGUGGGGGCGGAGCGCCGCAGGCCCACGCCGGCUCAGACGCCCGAGGAGAGGGACGUGUGGAGGGAUGGAGUGAGAAGCGGUUGGAGGGACACGGGCAGAGACGGAUGGAGGGAGGGACGAGAGAGCAGCGUGGUGCAGAGCUACAGUUUCGACUCCUACCAGCUGGAGGAGGAGGAGAUGAGCAAAGACGUCCCGGAGAGAGGAGUCCUGGCGCUGUCGGAGACCGACUUUGAGGAGCCGAUCCCUGACGACCGUUACCAUGGCAUCUACUUUGCAAUGCUAUUGGCUGGGGUUGGCUUCCUGCUGCCCUACAACAGCUUCAUCACAGAUGUGGACUACCUUCACCACAAGUUCACUGGGACAUCCAUCGUGUUCGACAUGAGUCUGACGUACAUCCUGGUGGCGCUGCUGGCUGUCAUCCUCAACAACGUGCUGGUGGAGAGACUCAGCAUGCACACCAGGAUCACUGUGGGCUACAUCUUAGCAUUGGGGCCUCUGGUGUUUGUCAGCGUGUUUGACGUGUGGUUGGCCAAGUUCACCACCAGUCAGGCUUAUGUCAUCAACCUGGUCUCAGUGGGAAUUGUCGCCUUUGGAUGCACGGUGCAGCAGUCCAGUUUCUAUGGUUACAUGGGGAUGCUGCCCAAGAGGUACACACAAGGGGUGAUGACCGGAGAGAGCACGGCGGGGGUCAUCAUCUCCUUGUCUCGCAUCUUCACCAAGCUGCUGAUCCCGGACGAGAGGAGGAACACGCUCAUCUUCUUCCUCGUCUCUAUCGCCAUGGAAAUGCUGUGCUUCCUGCUUCACCUGCUCGUGCGACGCUCCAGGUUCAUCCGCUACCACACCGGCCACGCGCAGGGCAAAGGUCAAGGCAAAGGUCACGACCCCCGCAGCAACGGCAGCGGCUACAGGGUCCACCACGACGUCACAGCGGAGGAGGUUAAAUUUGGGAAUGGUGGGAGUGGGCCUCCCACAACAGAAGAGAGCAGCGAGGACUUUGUAGGUGGAACAUAUGUACGAUUUGAUGCCCCAAAAGCCAAAAUAAAGAGAACCUGGCCUGGUGUAAGAGACAUGAUUUUGCACCGUUACGUGGUGUCCCGUGUGAUCUGGGCCUACAUGCUGUCCAUAGCGGUGACCUACAGCAUCACCCUGUGCUUGUUUCCUGGCCUGGAGUCCGAGAUGAGAAACCCCACCUUGGGGGAGUGGCUACCUAUCCUCAUUAUGGCCACAUUCAACAUGGCAGACUUUGUUGGCAAGAUCCUAGCAGCGCUGCCAUACGACUGGUCCGGAGGUCGUCUGCUCUUCUUCUCCUGCCUUAGAGUGGUCUUCAUCCCACUCUUCAUCAUGUGUGUGUACCCUGCAUACGCACCCACCCUGGCCCACCCCGCCUGGCCGUGUCUCUUCUCCUUACUCAUGGGCGUCACCAACGGCUAUUUUGGUUCUGUGCCCAUGAUACAAGCCGCAGGCAAAGUGGCGCCCGAACAGAGGGAGCUAGCAGGGAACGUGAUGACCGUGUCCUACAUGACAGGCUUGAUGGUGGGCUCCGCUGUGGCGUACGCGGCGUACAGCUUCACCGCUCCACCUGGACCAGGCUUCUCCACGCUCAACGCUAACAUGACCAGCUUUUGAAUGUCCUCACGUGGUAAAAUAAGCAAAAACAUGCAACACGAGCAGCAUUUUGAAGAAAACAAUGUAGCAUAUCUCGCCACUCCUCCCAUUCAAAUGUUGGGACGUGAUGAACUUUAACCCUGAACUCUUCAGUGGUCAUCCUUUGGAGUGUUUCACUGUGAAAUGAUUCUGUGUGUGUGUGUGUGUGUGUGUGUGUGUGUGUGUGUGCGUGCGUGCAACUGGCAUUGAUACGAGUCACUUUCAUGUGUAGCUGCAGGAUUCACACGUCCGCUAAAUGCCGCUAAAACCGCGGAGAAACAAAACGGUUGGACUUGAACUUAUUGAACCCAAUGUACAAACGUUCAAUAUCUGAAAACAAGGACCGCUUGCAGUUUGACAAACUGUGCAAAUAAAUAGAAUUUGCAAUGAGGGUUGAAUGUAAGUUGGCACGCAAUGUCAGAUAGAAACAGUCUAUUUCAACCAUCGAAAUAAUAUUCAUGAUACUUAGAGGCCACAACUGAAAAAGGUUUAAAUCCAAACAGUACAAAAAGUAAGUUUGUCUUAUUUAUGUGCUCAAUUGUUGCAUUUUGAAGUAAAUAUGUUUGUUAUUAUAUUACUUCUUCAUCAGUAAGUUGUAAUGAUCGACAUCUGCUGCUGAGUGUUCUUUGUAUUGUCAUGUAUUGUGACUUCUUUGGCUCCCCCUAGUGGCCGUAUAUGGAAGUGAUAUUCGGAGGUGGAGAGCUGAGCGUCACACAAAUUCAGCUCUCUUUUUGUUUGUUUUUAGUUUUGGGUUAAAAUAAUUAUAGUGCCAAAAGCUCUAUCGUAUUAAAUGAAAAAAGAAUGAAUGUAAAAUCAUGGCUGAAAGGUAUAUACGUAUCAUUUAUAAAUGAUUGAUAUGUCCUGUUAAUGCUAAUGUGUCCUGUUGUAUUUGAUUCAUUUUUAAAAUAACCUCAUGGAGCAGUGACGUAAGUGCAGUUUAUACAUAAUGCAGGAGAGUGGAAGCCAUCAAGUGCACUACAUUAUGUGGAGGCCAGCUUGAGUGGACCCAAAGUCACUUUUACCCCACUGUGCUGAUUGAUGACUGUGCCCCAUAUGCCUUUUUCAAUGUUCAAAUGUAUAGUACAUUGUUAAAUAUAUUGUGGUUCGAUAGGUUCUGAUCAUCACUUGGUUGUCACCUUCGUCUAUUUCAGCCAAGUAUGGGCACAGGAAGGAGCCAACCAUCAAAAAGGACACAAGUUAAUACAAUAUGUUUUAAAAAUACAUGUAUUUAGACAGUUUCAAAACAAAUACUGCUGAAUCCAAAGUUUCCUCUGAAUUAAAGUUCUCUUAUGGAAGAUGUGCUGAUUUGAUGUUCUAUUUAUUCUGUUCUUGAGAGCACUUUUGAAUAUUUGUGGGACAUUUGUGGAAAGAGACCGAGUCUUACAUACGUUUUAC